This is a messenger RNA of Coffea arabica (coffee), 1557 nucleotides long. RefSeq names its product protein FAR1-RELATED SEQUENCE 5-like. Gene Ontology annotation, molecular function: zinc ion binding. The record is from RefSeq and is a predicted model, not a curated record. NCBI's taxonomy places the organism in Eukaryota, Viridiplantae, Streptophyta, Magnoliopsida, Gentianales, Rubiaceae.
AUGAAUUGCAGCAAAUUGGCAGAAGAUGGGACCCCUGAGUUAGGAAUGGAGUUCAACAGUGAAGAGGAUGCGUACAAGUUUUACAAUAAGUAUGCCUUUAAAAUGGAUUUUAGUAUACGUAAAGACUAUCUGAAUAAAGACAAAGACGGCGUGACCACGCCUAGGAGAUAUAGUUGCUGCAAGGAAGGUGUGAAGCGCAAGUACGAAGAGCAUAAUCAUGAGCUGCACAUUGCUCAAUGUGCGCACAUGAUGCCAUCACAAAGAAAAGUAAGCGUGGCUCAAGGAUUCCAAACUGAAAUAAGCGAGGAUGCUGGGUUUUCAUUGAAACAGAGCCAUGAGUUUAUGGGAAAGGAGGUAGGUGGGAUGGGUAAUGUGGGAUAUACUCGGAAUGAUCUUAAACGAUAUCUUCGAACGAGACGGGAAAGGAGCUUGAAAUAUGGAGAAGCAGUCACAUUCGACACAACCUACAAAACAAAUAAAGAAUACCGGCCACUUGGAGUAUUUGUGGGUUUUAACCAGCAUAGGCAAAUUGUGAUAUUCGAGGCUGCCCUUAUGUAUGAUGAGAUGAUAGAUUCUUUCAAAUGGGCGUUUGGUACAUUUCUAGAAGCAAUGUGUGGAAAGCGUCCAAAUACCAUACUAACCGAUCAAGAUCACGCCAUGGCAGCCGUUAUUUCAGUUGUCAUGCCUGAAACAUUUCACGGUCUAUGUAUGUUUCACAUAAGGCGUAAUUUUAUGAAACAUCUUGGCAAUCACUACAAGGAAAAUAGUGAUCUUCCAUACAUGUUUGGUGCCUGUAUGUAUGAGUUUGAAGAAGUGGAACAAUUCAAUAGGGUGUGGGAGGCGAUAGUGAAGAAACACAAUCUUGAAAAUAAUGAAUGGCUCUCCGGGUUAUAUAGAAUUCGUGAUAAAUGGGCAAGACAUUUCAAUCGGGUGGUUGAUGAAAAGAGACAUAAUGAACUGAUCGCAGAAUAUGAAAUAAGGCAAAAGCUGCCCAUGGUAGGGUUAAGGCAAACACCUAUGCUUGUGCAUGCAUCAGAGACGUAUGCACCAACCAUAUUUGUUGCAUUUCAAAAUGAAUAUGGCGAGUCAAUAGCUAUGGUUAUAUUGAGACAACAAGAUGCAGCGAUGUUUGUGGAAUUUACAGUUAUAAGGUAUGAUGGAAGACCUGAAAGAAUAGUGGUAUUCAAUCAGAAUGAUCUAAGUGUGCGUUGUAGUUGCAAAAAAUACAAGAAUGAAGGCAUUUUAUGUGGGCACGCGUUGAAGGUGUUUGAUACCGUGGGCAUAAAAAUAAUUCCUCCUGAAUACGUUAAGAAGCGAUGGACAAAAAGAGCUCGGGUUGGAGACUGUUUUGAUCGGCGACGACGGGAAGUUGUGACUGAUCCUAAAGUAACGAUUUCAACUCGUUAUCGGGAGCUCGCUCCAGCCAUGAUUAAGGUCGCAACUCGAGCACCAAUGUCGGAGGACACCAGCAAAGUAGCAAUCACUGUCAUAUCCAAUUUGGCAAAGAGAGUUGAUCUCCUCCUCUCAGAAAGCGAAAAGCCAACCUUUGCAAAAUGA